Penicillium diatomitis is the source of this 1506-nucleotide messenger RNA. RefSeq lists its product as uncharacterized. Gene Ontology annotation, molecular function: transmembrane transporter activity. The annotation marks the transcript as partial. NCBI's taxonomy places the organism in Eukaryota, Fungi, Ascomycota, Eurotiomycetes, Eurotiales, Aspergillaceae. The record is from RefSeq and is a predicted model, not a curated record. Gene Ontology annotation, biological process: transmembrane transport. The transcript is spliced from 5 exons.
GUCCGUUCGUUCUUUCGCCGAGAUAGCCAUAUUGGUCACGUUGGCCGACAUCCGCUUCGAGACAGCAAGGAUAUUGAAAUUCAUACAUGGAACCUCCCCGAUGACCCAGAUAAUCCAUUCAACUGGAGCAAGUCAUACAAAUGGGCUCUCACGCUCACCAUUUGCUUCAUUUCCAUCCUGACUGGACUGCCGGCAGGAUCAUAUGGUGCCAGUAACGUCUGGAUGGAACAACAGUUCCACGUCCAAAACCAACCCUUUCCAAACCUAGCCUGGGCGACCACGUCGUGGAACAUGGGGGCAGCAUUCUGGCCGUUGAUCUUUGUACCCAUGACCGAAUCCUCUGGGCGCAUGCCCGGCUACUUUGUCUCUUACUUUAUCCUUGUCAUCUCGUUGUUUCCCUCCGCGUUCGCACAAAACUUUGCCACCCUAGUCGUCACUCGAUUCUUCGGUGGAGGUACCUCUUCGGUCUCGAUCAAUAUUGUUGGCGGGAGUAUCAGUGAUGUGUAUGUCGUGGGAAUUGCUCUGGGACCUUUCAUCGGAAGCGCAAUUCAAACCAUUAACAAGACAGACCCAUGGCAAUGGAUUUUCUAUAUUCAAAUCAUCUACAAUACGGCUCUAAUUCCAGUCUUCUGGCUCAUGCUUCGCGAGACUCGAGGCGACGUGAUCUUGAGGAAGAGAGCGAAGAAGUUGCGUCGAGAGACUGGUCGGUCGAUCUACGCCGAAAGUGAGCUAAAGACCACCAGCACGCUACAACUGAUUCAGAUCUCGUUCGAGCGUCCGACGCGAAUGCUGCUGACUGAACCGGUGGUCACUUUCUUCACGCUGUGGGUGAGCUUUGCAUGGGGCAUUCUCUUCCUCUUCUUUUCCAGUGUCGGUCAGACCUUCAGCCAUAACUGUGGAUGGAGCACAUUUUCCACUGGUCUAGUGCAGCUGGCUAUCUCUGUUGGCGCCGUUAUUGGGAUUGUGGUGAAUCCCUUGCAAGAUUCGAUCUACUUGCGCUCCGCCAGCCGGAACCGAGAACGUCCCGGUCGUCCCAUCCCCGAGGCUCGUCUUUACACCUCCAUCCCCGGAAGUCUACUCUUUGCCGGCGGACUCUUCUGGUACGGAUGGGGCAGUGUCUGCAACGGUUCUGUCCCGUGGAUCGUCCCAGCCCUGGGCAUCGGCUGCACCGGCGUGGGAAUCUACUCGAUCUACAUGGCGGUCGUGAACUACCUGACCGAUGUGUACGAGAAAUACGCCGCAUCUGCACUUUCCGCCGCAUCCCUGGGCCGCAACGCCUUUGGUGCAUUCUUGCCUCUGGCCUCGUAUGAACUCUUCGACAGGUUAGGAUACGGUUGGGCAGGCUCUCUACUCGGCUUUUUCGGUGUGGCUCUCUCGGUGGUUUCGGUUGUUCUGGUCUGGAAAGGUCCUGAAAUUCGUCGGCGGAGUCCAUUCAUGCGCCAAUCGACGUUUACCCCCGGGGAGGAGACAAGAGCGGACGUAAUGACUGACAAGACUGAGGUAUGA